Messenger RNA from Cherax quadricarinatus, 478 nucleotides. The record is from RefSeq and is a predicted model, not a curated record. Lineage: Eukaryota; Metazoa; Arthropoda; Malacostraca; Decapoda; Parastacidae.
CGAGAAAGAGGGAAGUCAUGUGAAGUUGAACAGAAUCUGUACUUCAUGGUGGUGAAGCAAGCAAGCAUCGAGGACAACCCCGAUGACGACACAGUUCAAACCUCACUGCCCAAGUCGUACAUGCGUGCUUAUGAUCUGGUCAAGCUGGACUCCUUCGUCUGCACCCAUGGACCCUCCACCAAAGUUGAUGACACUGCAACAUCAUGGAAUCUUGGUUCAGAGGACAUCUACAAGACCUUCUUCACGGCUGCUGCAACUAACCCAUCUCUUUGGGAAGGACCUACUUCCACUGGGGAAUCCCGGUUACCAGUGACAAUGCCCUCGUCUGCUGCCCGUCCCUAUCCACUGACGCCUAUGUAACCACCAGUCUUCUUGCCUUUGCUCCAGAUUCUCCUCCACCGCUAUGCUGUGAACACUAACUACAAGGCUGAGGGACUGAUUACCUCAUCUUUUGUAUAUAGUUCUACUGUCUUCCUAU